AGGAAGGCAUUUCAUCAAACACCUUUGUAUCACUAACAUUACCCACCUUUUUUUUUUGUUCAAAACAAUGGCUUUAACUUCAUUUUUUUCUCUUCCUCUUCCUUCUCUUCACAAACAAUUUCCAUCAAAAUACUCCACAUUUCGUCCUAUUAUUGUUUCUUUAUCCGAAAAACCAACAAUCGUGGUAACCCAACCUACAAAAUUAUCUACCAGGACAAUACCCGGCGACUAUGGGUUGCCGGGUUUUGGUCCAUGGAAAGAUAGGCUUGAUUACUUUUACAAUCAAGGCAAAAACGAUUUUUUCGAAUCAAGAGUAGUGAAAUACAAAUCAACUAUAUUCAGAACGAACAUGCCACCGGGACCAUUCAUUUCUUCUAAUCCGAAGGUUAUUGUUUUGCUCGACGGCAAGAGUUUCCCAGUCCUUUUCGAUGUUUCGAAAGUCGAAAAAAAGGACCUCUUCACCGGAACUUACAUGCCGUCGACUGAACUCACCGGUGGUUACCGUGUUCUUUCUUAUCUUGACCCAUCUGAACCAAACCAUGAAAAAUUGAAAAAAUUGAUGUUCUUCCUUCUUUCUUCUCGUCGUGAUCACGUUAUACCCAAAUUCCAUGAAACUUAUACAGAGUUGUUUGAAACCCUAGAUAAGGAAAUGGCGGAAAAAGGUAAAGCUGGUUUAAACUCCGGCAAUGAUCAAGCUGCGUUUAAUUUCUUAGCUAGAUCGUUGUUCGGAGUUAACCCAGUUGAAACUAAACUCGGAGGUGAUGGUCCGACAUUGAUCGGAAAAUGGGUUUUGCUUCAGCUUCAUCCUGUGCUUACUCUCGCUCUUCCGAAGUUUCUAGACGACUUAAUCCUCCAUACUUUCCGGUUACCUCCGUUUCUGGUGAAGAAAGAUUACCAGAGACUUUACGAUUUCUUUUACACCAACUCCGCCAAUUUAUUCGUCGAAGCUGAAAAACUCGGCAUUUCUAAAGAAGAAGCUUGUCAUAAUCUUCUCUUCGCUACUUGCUUCAAUUCCUUCGGCGGGAUGAAGAUUUUCUUCCCGACUAUGAUGAAAUCGAUAGCGAAAGCAGGGGUGGAGGUCCAUACCCGUUUAGCAAACGAGAUCCGAUCGGAAGUAAAAUCCGCCGGCGGGAAGAUCACGAUGUCGGCGAUGGAGAAAAUGCCGUUAAUGAAAUCAGUAGUAUAUGAAGCUUUACGAGUUGAUCCUCCGGUAGCUUCACAAUACGGAAGAGCCAAACAGGACCUUAAGAUCGAAUCACACGACGCCGUUUUCGAGGUGAAAAAAGGUGAAAUGCUGUUCGGGUACCAACCAUUUGCAACGAAGGAUCCGAAAAUUUUUGACCGGCCGGAAGAGUUCGUCGCCGAUCGGUUCGUCGGAGAAGAAGGAGAAAAGUUAUUGAAAUAUGUAUUAUGGUCUAAUGGACCGGAAACGGAAAGUCCGACAGUGGGGAAUAAACAGUGUGCUGGAAAAGAUUUUGUAGUGAUGGUUUCGAGGUUAUUCGUAACGGAGUUUUUUCUCCGUUACGAUACAUUCAACGUCGACGUUGGUACGUCGGCGUUGGGGGCUUCAAUUACUAUAACUUCUUUGAAAAAAGCUUAAUUUUUGAAUCGAGGUCAAGAGUCGAGAGUCGGAUCUAGACUAUCUGCCAGUGUAUGUGUUGCUUGUUCUUAUAAUUUCAGUAAUUGUUUCACAAAAGGGGUGAAUUUUUGUUUGUUGUUUAGAUUUGGGUUGUGUACAUGUUUUUUUCCAUCUAAAUUACUUUUUUCUAUCCCAAAA
This is a messenger RNA of Solanum verrucosum, 1777 nucleotides long. RefSeq names its product allene oxide synthase 2, chloroplastic. Gene Ontology annotation, biological process: jasmonic acid biosynthetic process; sterol metabolic process. Gene Ontology annotation, molecular function: heme binding; iron ion binding; monooxygenase activity. The transcript has a single exon. Gene Ontology annotation, cellular component: chloroplast envelope; chloroplast thylakoid membrane. Bases 68 to 1600 code for a protein of 510 amino acids. Lineage: Eukaryota; Viridiplantae; Streptophyta; Magnoliopsida; Solanales; Solanaceae. The record is from RefSeq and is a predicted model, not a curated record.